UGUGUUUAGCAUAUGAAUGGGCGGCCGGGCCGGCGACUGUUGCAGAACCGGGCUGACGGUUCCAGCAGCCGCGCGGCCGCCGCGCAGCGUCAUAUUUAAGGGGCCUUGCUCCGGCCUCGCAGAGCGGACAUGAACAUCUUUACCAAGGUCCCAGGAUUAACCCAACAAACCAGCAAGCUGGGGUCCGUGCUCCAACGUGCCUUCUACGGGUCCAGUGGGAGGGUGACCCUUUUCGAGCAGCGAAACUUCGCCGGCAGACGUCUGGACCUGAACGCCGACUGCGCCAGGAUCAGCGACAAGAACUUCCCCGAGAGAUGUAACUCUGUCCAGGUGGAGAGCGGAGCAUGGGUGGGCUACGAGCACGACAACUACCGCGGCCGCCAGUUCCUGUGGGACAUGUCCGAGCGCGGCGAGUACAACUGCUACGAUAAGUGGUGCGCUCAGGUGGACCACGUGUCCUCUGUGCGGUGUGUCCGGCAGGACAACGGCCCGGCCAAGGCCCACCUGUUUGAGCGGGCUGGUUUCUCCGGGAAGAAGAUGGAGAUCCAGGACGACGUUCCCAACCUGAUGAGCCGGCACAGCCUGAACCGGGCAGCCUCCAUCCGGGUGCUGGGCGGAGCGUGGGUGGUCUACCAGGAACCGAACUACCGAGGUCCUCACUACAUCCUGGAGAAGAAGGACUACAACAACUUCUCUGACUGGGGCAGCCAGAACAGCACGGUGGGGUCCAUGCGCCGCGUCCGCUUCAGCUAAACCUCCAACGCAACAACGCAGCUAAACCUCUGGAACACGUUAGCUUCAGCUAAACCUCCGACGCUAACUCUGGAACACGUCAGCUUUACUGGAACAUGUCA
Cololabis saira (Pacific saury) is the source of this 854-nucleotide messenger RNA. RefSeq names its product gamma-crystallin N-like. Gene Ontology annotation, molecular function: structural constituent of eye lens. Gene Ontology annotation, biological process: lens development in camera-type eye; visual perception. The coding region runs from base 130 to 753 and encodes 207 amino acids. The record is from RefSeq and is a predicted model, not a curated record. The transcript is spliced from 7 exons. NCBI's taxonomy places the organism in Eukaryota, Metazoa, Chordata, Actinopteri, Beloniformes, Belonidae.